Molecule: messenger RNA, 1544 nt
Organism: Oncorhynchus nerka (sockeye salmon)
Lineage: Eukaryota; Metazoa; Chordata; Actinopteri; Salmoniformes; Salmonidae
Product: PITH (C-terminal proteasome-interacting domain of thioredoxin-like) domain containing 1
Exons: 6
Coding region: 139-768 (209 amino acids)
Cellular component (GO): nucleus
Source: RefSeq, a predicted model, not a curated record
UUGAAAGGUUUCCUCUCCAGAAUGUUGUGGUGAAACCAGCCAGGUCAGUCUGAAACAAACAACUUAGCUAGUUCGACAGCUCCUAUCAUCACCAGCUAGGACGUACAUUUCUCUAAAGUGCGAUAUUUAGUACCUGUGAUGUCUGGUCACGGCCAUGGUGGGCACAGCCACGGCUGCUGUGAAGACGAGCAUGAGCCAGCGGAACGGGGCCUGGAGUAUGCACUGUAUCAGCGCAUUGACAUCGAGAAACUGCAGUGUCUCAACGAAACAAGAGAAGGCGAUGGGAAACUCGUGUUUAAACCAUGGGAUCAACGGACUGACAGGGAGAAGUUUGUUGAGAGUGAUGCUGAUGAAGAGCUCCUGUUCAACAUCCCGUUCACUGGAAGUGUCAAGCUGAAAGGGAUAAUCAUCGCCGGUGAAGACGAUGAAUCGCAUCCUGCUGAAAUGAGACUGUACAAGAACAUACCCCAAAUGUCCUUUGAUGACACAGGCAGAGAACCUGAACAAGCCUUCCGUCUCAAUAGAGAUCCACUGGCUCAGCUGGAAUACCCAACUAAGAUUGCCCGUUUCUCCAACGUUAAUCACUUGUCCAUUCACAUAUCACGGAACUUUGGGACAGAGUCCACACGGGUCUACUACAUUGGGCUGAGAGGGGAGUACUCCCAGGCUCACAGACAUGAAGUGACUAUCUGCAACUACGAGGCGUCCGCUAACCCUGCAGACCAUAAAGUCGACAGCAUCAUCCCACAAACAAAUUUCAUCUCCUGAGAGAAUGGAGGGGUGGGAAAGUUACAUUGACAGAUAUGGGUCAAAAGGAAGUGGUGAUGGAUACUUAGGCCUGGUGGGUGAACUUUCUUAUUGGAGUUCAGGUAUGACUAAUACUGAAUAUCAGUGUCUAAUCUGGAUUUGCUCAGUUGUUGCACUUAUUGUACCACAAACAGUGGAGGCUGAAAGGAGUGAGUCAGUUUUCAUUUGGGUAAUGACUACAUUUAACGCCACUCACUGGCAACCCUGUGAUAAAAGCACUGAAGCUUUUGAUGCUUUAUCUAAAAUAUAUCUGGAUACUGUGCCACCUAGUGGUUUGUUGUAAUAUGACAACUUGUCUCAGCAAAACUGGAACGACUCCAAUGUCACCUGCAGUGGGAGAUUCUUUAUAUUCAUACACUCAUAUUCUUUCUCAUCCAAGCUCUGAAUGGUUUAGCAAUAAUGUGAACAUUUUGACACAACCAAAGUAGAUCAGCAUAAGGUUUUCAUUUGAAUAGAUUAGAUUUGACCCAUAUACCCAAGUGACUUGCUCACUAUACCACACAGCUUCCUUUGACACUCACCAAACACAAAAGCUGUUUAACUCUGAUUUCAUUGCAUUAUUAAUGAGCUGUCACAUUGCUGCCAGUGGCUGAAUGUGAUUGCUUUGUGCGACAUGUUGGAGUUGGGAAUUUGAGGAAAAUGCUGUAUGCCUAGUCUAAGGAAUAGAAAAUGCCCUCUGCUGUUGUGUGUGUGAUGUAAUUAUUUGAAGAAUAAAGAUGUUAUACAUAAGAGAAUAA